Messenger RNA from Acinonyx jubatus (cheetah), 3012 nucleotides. It is a transcript of the gene HMX3, whose product is annotated as H6 family homeobox 3. The transcript is spliced from 2 exons. The coding region runs from base 345 to 1418 and encodes 357 amino acids. Gene Ontology annotation, molecular function: DNA-binding transcription factor activity, RNA polymerase II-specific; RNA polymerase II transcription regulatory region sequence-specific DNA binding. NCBI's taxonomy places the organism in Eukaryota, Metazoa, Chordata, Mammalia, Carnivora, Felidae. Gene Ontology annotation, biological process: regulation of transcription by RNA polymerase II. The record is from RefSeq and is a predicted model, not a curated record. Gene Ontology annotation, cellular component: nucleus.
UGAUUUCAUCAUUAGCAUCCGGCGCCGGAUUGACGCAGCCCCGAGCCGGGGACUGCUCCCGCCGCCUCCUCCCCGGGAGCUGCAGCCGCCGCCGAGCCGCCUCGCUCCCUCUGUGCCGCGGCUGGGCCGCUCCCCGCCCCUCAGCACCCCUCCCACAUGCGAGCCCGCCCCGGCCGGGUCCUCACCCCGCCCUCCCGCCGCUGGAUUUGCGCCUGGGGCGGCCCCCGACUUUGCGCCCCGUAGUUGAGUUCCGUUUAUGGUCUGAUUUCCGGCCGCCCGCCUGCUCGCCCGGCCGCCCGCCCGUCCCGAUCCCUCCCUCCCCGGGACCCGGAGGAGAGGGGACCAUGCCGGAGCCCGGGCCGGACGCCCCUGGCACGGCUAGCGCGCAGCCCCCGCCGCCGCCGCCCCCACCUCCCGCGCCCAAGGAGUCCCCGUUCUCCAUCAAGAACCUGCUCAACGGAGACCACCACCGGCCACCCCCUAAGCCGCAGCCGCCCCCACGGACGCUCUUCGCGCCGGCCUCCGCCGCCGCCGCCGCGGCCGCCGCCGCCGCCGCUGCGGCCAAGGGGGCUCUGGAGGGCGCCGCGGGCUUCGCGCUCUCGCAGGUGGGCGACCUGGCUUUCCCCCGCUUUGAGAUCCCGGCGCAGAGGUUUGCCCUGCCCGCGCACUACCUGGAGCGCUCCCCGGCCUGGUGGUACCCCUACACCCUGACCCCCGCCGGCGGCCACCUCUCGAGACCUGAAGCUUCGGAGAAGGCCCUCCUGCGAGACUCCUCCCCCGCCUCGGGAACCGAUCGCGACUCCCCGGAGCCACUGCUCAAGGCCGACCCCGACCACAAGGAGCUAGACUCCAAGAGCCCGGACGAGAUCAUUUUGGAGGAGAGCGACUCGGAGGAAGGCAAGAAGGAAGGCGAGGCCGCUCCGGGAGCGGCCGGGGCGAGCGUGGGGGCGGCGGCAGCGACGCCGGGCGCGGAGGACUGGAAGAAGGGCGCCGAGAGCCCCGAGAAGAAGCCCGCGUGCCGCAAAAAGAAGACGCGCACGGUCUUCUCGCGCAGCCAGGUCUUCCAGCUCGAGUCCACCUUCGACAUGAAGCGCUACCUGAGCAGCUCGGAGCGCGCCGGCCUGGCCGCGUCGCUGCACCUCACCGAGACGCAGGUCAAGAUCUGGUUCCAGAACCGCCGCAACAAGUGGAAGCGGCAGCUGGCGGCCGAGCUGGAGGCGGCAAACCUGAGCCACGCGGCGGCGCAGCGCAUCGUGCGGGUGCCCAUCCUCUACCACGAGAACUCGGCGGCCGACGGCGCGGCGGCCGCGGCCGCGGGGGCCCCGGUGCCCGUCAGCCAGCCGCUGCUCACCUUCCCGCAUCCCGUAUACUACUCGCACCCGGUGGUCUCGUCCGUGCCGCUGCUAAGGCCAGUCUGAGGCCCGACAGGGGAGGGGGAGGGAGCGCCCGGCCGCCUUCCCAGAUCCCGGAGGAGACUGGGCCGGGCCGAGGGCGCCGAGACGUCCAGCGGCCUUCGGGAACCGGGGCUUGGGCGCGCGGCCCCGGCCUCCCCUCCCCCAAUCGGUAGCGUUUUGUAAGUAUUUGCAAUGCAUUUUCGUGCAAUUCACCCCUAAUGGAUUUGAGGCGCUUCUCCUCUUACUUUUGGUUUUGGUUAUAUUAAGAAAGAGCAGGAAAAAGACAAAAUUCCCGGGUCGAAGAUUUCGGCUGGCUGAAAGACGUAAAAGGUGCAGUACUACUCCCCAAAUUUGCAUUGCGCUGUGGUUUUUUGGUUUUAUUUUUAGAGAAAUAAGCCCCAGAAACGUAACCCCCUUAGCUUAUUCCUUUUUUUUUUUUAAUAGAACUAUUUUCAGAAGUCCAGACAGAGAGAAAGAGAGAGAGAGAGAGAGAGAGAGAGAGAGAGAGAAUUCAACUUGUGGUACUUUUAUUCCUGGAUUUCUGGGUGUGGUUCUUCCUCUCCACCUCCAGUUAGCCUCCCUAAUUUUCAGAAUCUGGGCAGCCUCUGGGAGGAACCCCGACUCAGGCCACUUUUCCGGCAGAGGUGUGUCACAGGUGACCUCUUUAUCUGUCCCGCUUCGUGACUGAACGAUUCUCUAAAUGUUUAAAGGGAAAAGAUAAGACAGGCCUCAAGCAGACUUCUGAUUGUUGAAACAGCUCCACAUCUGGCCCGGUGUGAGUGGUCUUAUUUAUUAGUAGCAUUUAUUUUGGGGAUUUCAUUUGUUGGUAAAUUAUUAUUAUUACUAGUAUUGCUUUGUGCCCUGUUUCCAGAAAGUCCAUCCAAUAUUUAAAAAAAAAAAUCUGUCUUUUAGCCUCUCCCCCUACCUUUUUGUUCUGCUGUAACUGUUGUACUUUCGAGCUGUGCAAUAUUGUACAAAAUUUCCUGAGAGCCCUGCCUCUUUCUCCAGGGAGAGAAGCAGACGUUUUCACUGUGUAAUCUUGGUCAUUGGUUUAGGAGAAAAUUAAGAAGGGGAAAGGGAGGGGAGGAAAGAAACAGAGAUAGGUAGCAAUGCUCAAAGGAGUGAGAUACGCAUACUGGAGCGCUUUAAGUGAAGGACAAUCAACUUAGGAGAAUUUUAACUUAUUUGAUAUAUGUACAGAUUUCUUGUAAAGUUCACCCUCAAUUCCACAGGGCUCCUGGCUCUGCCCCCCAAUCUGUUUUCUUUUUGUCGGCUACACCUGUUGUUCUGCGAUAGCUUGGUGUUCUCCCCGCCCUGCCCCCCAUCUCCCUCGCCACUACCCGGGUUCAGUCCCUUUUUAAGAAAAAGAGAAAAAAAGCCCACAAAAUAUUGUUACAUUUACUGUUGUCGUGAAAUCGAAUUAAUUAAAAAGAAAAGAAAAGCGAAGCGUUUCGUGUCGCUAGAGUGUGUAAACUUCGGACGAUUUUCCGCAGGGCAGGUGUCUCUGGAAGCCUUUUCUGCCUCGCUCUCUGGCUGCCUCUGCGCUCGCGGAGUCCGAGCUGGACGCACAUCCCCGUAAUCCAGGAGGCGGCAGAGACAGAGGCGGCUUUGUUCCCGA